AUAAGAUUUAUUAAUUUUAUAAUAAAACAUUAGUUUUAAUAAUAUACAUCGUAUAAGAAAAUUUUUCUCAUCAGUCAUCAACAUGCCGCGCAGGGCUAUUGCGAAACCUACCAGACACAAUAUCCCUUCAGACGAAUCGGUAUUUCGCGGUUUUCAGAAACUUCCAAAAGUAUUAAUAAAUCGUCCAAAUUUGAGUCAUUUGUUGAAAAACAUAAGAGUGAAAUAUGACAAAAACGGAAGUUUAAUACCUUAUUCGGCGGACGCGGGUCAGGAACGUAUUUUAAGAAAAAUUAUAGUAAACUGUACUGUAAAUUUAGUUAAAAUAGAUUCGAAAAAUGUUAAAAGUGUGUCAAAAAAAGGUGAACCUCAAAACAAUGCCAAUGAAUUAUUAGUAGUUGAUAAUGAUAAGAAAAAACGGGGUAAAUCAAGUCAAAACAAGAAACCCGAAAACCCUUCUACUCCAAAACAAACUAGUAAUACAAGAAGAUAUACGAAAAAACUAAAAAAAUGCGAGAAAUGCAAUAAGACAUUCAAAAAUUUAAAUAAUCAUUACAGAUUAUCACAUACAAUAACAACAUAUGAAUGUGUACAUUGUUCAAAAAAAUAUAAAAGAGAACCAUACUACAAAAAACAUAUAGAAUUACAUUGCAAAAUAUGUUAUGUACUACAUCAAAAUGAAAAACAAUUAAUGGAACAUACAUUGAUAUGUAGAAAUAUUGAACAAGUUGAAAAUCAAACUGUUAUAGAUAAAAAAUAUAUAUGCAACAUCUGUACAGAUCAGUUUGAUUCAAACUGUGCAAUAGCCUAUCAUAAAGCUGCGGUACAUUCAGAUAAUCCACCAUCUAUCAAUGAGUUGUAUUAUUUAAGAAACCUCGGUUCUAUAAAUAUAUAUGUUUGCUAUUUCUGUAAAGAAAGUUCAGUUGAUAAAGAGUAUUUAGAAUCACAUGUAAGUGUUCUACAGAAUAUGAGUAAAAAAAUAAUUAAACAUCCAUGCGAUCAAUGUAGAGAAAGUUUUGAUUCUGAGGACAAUUUAUUACAACACAUAAUGACACAUGCAACCCCUGAUACUAAUUUAGAGGUAGUACAAAAUGAAAUUGAUGCAUCUACAACAGAUUGUAAUACACAAGUAAAUAACAUAACAGAUAAUGAAAACCCAAAUAACGAAACAAAUGAGGUUAUAAAUAUAGAAAAUUCGAAUACAACUAAUUUGAUAUCAAAUGAUACUAUAAAUAAUGUAGAUACAGAUAAUAUUGAAACAGCAACUGAUGUGGAUCCAGUAAUUAAUGAUGUACCAUCUCAAGUAGUACCAGAUUUAUUAGAGAAUUUGAAACGUGAAGUACAAAUACCUACAGUACAGACUAAAAAUAGAAAUGAAUGUUCAAAUACUGGCCAUUUGAAUGGACUAAUACAUACAUCACCAAAAAAAAGAAAUAUCUAUACAAAUACUAAAAAUAUGAGAUAUCACUGCAAGAUGUGUGAGAAAUAUUUCACGACAAACUGUGCGUUGGAAAAACAUCAUUGUCCAGAAAUAGAACGCGUGAGGACGAAACUAGAGAAAGAAUGUAGUAGUGAGAAUUGGAACCAGAAUGUCGAAUGUAUGGAUAUAGAUUAUCCAAUGUCUAAGCCCCUUACGGUACAUCGAUCUCCUGUAACAAGAAACGUGAAAAGCUUACAAGAAGAUUUAGUUUUUAAUAUUGUUGUCCGUGAGGUGCCAAUUGAAUUUUAUUCUACUUGAAAGAAUGGUCAGAAGAGUCAUGAGUGGCAAAUAAAAUUGCUGAUUGUUUUUACGGUUCUUAAGUGAACUGAUUUGAAGCUUCAAUUUGUACCUGCAUAAAGUUAAUACAUUGGAGUCAUCAGGCAACUCCCGGCUUACAUACUUAUGGUACGGGUCAUUUUAACUGUUAAUGGUUCAAGUUUAUGUGAGUUGAACUUUAGAACAAGUUCAGAGUUGAUUCAUACUCAUUUUGAAUUUCC
Molecule: messenger RNA, 1974 nt
Organism: Papilio xuthus (Asian swallowtail)
Lineage: Eukaryota; Metazoa; Arthropoda; Insecta; Lepidoptera; Papilionidae
Product: zinc finger protein 808
Exons: 2
Coding region: 83-1735 (550 amino acids)
Biological process (GO): regulation of transcription by RNA polymerase II
Cellular component (GO): nucleus
Molecular function (GO): RNA polymerase II transcription regulatory region sequence-specific DNA binding; DNA-binding transcription factor activity, RNA polymerase II-specific
Source: RefSeq, a predicted model, not a curated record